Molecule: messenger RNA, 3324 nt
Organism: Nannizzia gypsea CBS 118893
Lineage: Eukaryota; Fungi; Ascomycota; Eurotiomycetes; Onygenales; Arthrodermataceae
Exons: 1
Coding region: 1-3324 (1107 amino acids)
Source: RefSeq, a predicted model, not a curated record
AUGCCUGGGCUGGGUUCUCCCAACGCUGACUACCCGGAAGUGAACGAAUACUUCCCCGAUUUUGGUUUCGAGAAACUCGCUAUUCCACCACCAGGCUAUGAAUUGUAUCGUUUCCCGGACACCACACAUUUACGCAACCGUGCUCUUGACAUAGACACGCUCAAGAAGCUGGUAAACCAUCAUACAUGGGGUUUCUCACUCCCCACAAAAAAGCCUGAAAAGCAAGAAGGGAAAAAGAAGAAAAAGGAACAAGAGAAGAAAAGCAAACCCGGGAAACCACAGAAGCCCCAGAUACCACGGAAAACGAAAGAAGAUUUACUUCAGGUUUUAAAGCGAAUUUCAUACAACCAGGAUCCCCGGCUUCGUAGCGAUUGGCAUCAUUUUGUCAGCCGAGACUGUGACGCUGGGCCCAGACUUUUACGCCCAUCGUACAACCCGCCAUUGUUUAGUAGAAGGAUGCCCAGGGGAGACCCGAACUGGGAGUUUGCACUUCCGCCCGAAACACCACAGGUUCCUCCUCAAUGGUCAACGCCCCCUAGAGACCCUGUCUUUCAUAGACAUCAUCCCGGUACAAACUUUCCUUCUCGCCCGAGCUAUAUGCCCGCUCAAUUCAACAUGAUGGCUCAAAGCCCGACUAGAUUAAGACAAAGCCCAGGGUAUGGUGUCCCAAACGGUUUCCCUAACCCUGGACGAGCAGGCAAACAAUGGGGUGAUGAAUACUACCAGAGAUAUCAAACACCAAGUCAUAAUCGGAUAGACGGCGCACCACAAUUUAUGCCAGGUCAAACUGGUAGUCCACCCAGAUGGAGCACCUCGCAUAGCGCUUACGGCCUUUUGAACAAUCAUUCUCCCAAGCAAACUCCGCUAGCACAGCUUCACUACACCAAACCCUCUAUAACUGGCCCAAUCAUAGGGGCAACAACGCUAUCAUUUCUAAGACUAAGGGUAUCCGAGGACCAAACCCGACUCUCCUUCGAUGCUGGUGGAGAGUUAUAUCCCCUCAGAUGCCGUGGCCCUAUGUCCUGUAAUGGGAGUUCGGAUAUAUUCGACUGCAUUAUUGUUUCAGGGCUGUUGACCAACGCUGGAUCCACUACAGUCGAUAAGAGAGCCAGCCGUGAACGACUGGCAGUAUUAACUCCACCUGAGAAGGCGUUUAUAAGUGCUAUGGGCGAUUGUUUAAACAGUCAGUUAUCCGAUGAGGUAGUUUCAACAGUUAAAGAGAGGCUGUGGGAUGUCUAUGCCCAGCACUACAAACUAGAUCCUCACUCGGUUGGUAGAUUAGUGAUGGACCCAGCCAAUAUCUGGACAGCUCUCACCAAGUCUUUCCGACAAUUUCAUCUCUGUUAUACCGACCAUCAACAGCCUUGUGGUCACCACGGUGGAUCAGUAAACAGUGUACUACAUCGAGAAUGUGUUGCCAGUCUGUGUUAUCAACUAAAUGAUAAUGACGGUGUAGACCUUUCUGUUCUCUUGCAGCGCGUCUUCCAAGGUGGUACAAUCAUUACUUGUGCUCAAUGUGAUAAUUCAUGCUCAAGAAAUUAUCACCGGACAUUUGAAUCCGCCCCUCUUCGUCUUGUUAUUCGGCCCCAUCAGCAAACAAAGAUCCGCAACUCUUGCUCUCCCGCGAUAACAGUACGGCUAACCAGAACUACCGGCGAGGUAGUAAACGAACAGUAUAAGUUCAUUGGAGGCAUACAUGAGAUGCGGAACAACGGUGACACGCGUCACAGAUUGCGAUGGGUUGACAAAGACCAGGAAGCUAAUGGCGAUCGGCGGACACAAAUCUAUGACGCAGGGCAGAUAUCGGGCAUGAUUCCGGGAGGUAUAAAGCCGCAAGAUCAAUGUGAGAUUGCACCAAGCUCAUGGUGGGUUGAUGGCUUUCCGGUACUACUAUUUUUCGAAAACAUUAUACACCCACCAAAAGAAACAUUAGCUCCUCCGUCGAGGGCCUCACAGCCAUCCCAGUAUCCUAACCUUUCUCCAGGACAUCCUAGCAAUGGAACUAUAAUCUCCAUUCGCGAAUCAAAGAACAACGGCGAUUCUCCUAGUAACAAAACACUCUCGCCGUCGAAGGAGAAGCAGCCAAAGCCGCCUGUCCAUGCAAUAGGGAUAGGGGCACUGGAUAGACGAAAGACUCUCGUCUCUUCAGCUCGACGAAAACCUAAGCCUACUAGCCGACCAAAGAAGAGAGAUCAAUUUGAAACCGAUCCAGCUGCAUCUAACCUCGUUGUAGCCCCCUACAACGCUAACGAUGAAGGUUCACCACUUUCAAUCCGGGGUUCGGCUACUACUCCUACAGUGGAGGCAUCUAUCUGCCCUGAUAGUUCAUCGUCAGUUCAUGCUGGUACAUCCACUAACGGUAACACGAAUUCAACUGUUGGACCAACCCCUAGGAUAGCUACGAUAACUUAUAUGCACCCAAACUAUAGGCCGGGUGCGGUUCCAGACGGGUACCACCAGGUUAACGCCCAUCAAGAUAUCCCUAAUAUCCCUAAUGCAGUGAUACCCGCGUUCAAUGCUUCUGCUGUCCAGCUUACUCCCAAUGUUCAUGGGUCAGGUCCAGAGCUAGCUGGAAGCUACCAAGCUAACACAUAUGAACCGGUUCACGAUCCGUGUUCGGAAGUAACUACAUUCGAUAUCGCCAACAUUCAACACCUGGCAAACUAUGUGUCUAGUUCAGGGACUCCAAGCAAUGACCGAACCACUACCCACCAAGGCGUGAACAGUCCGAUCAUUGUUGACACACCCCCUGAGCAGAACCCAACGGAAGCCGGAAACCCACAUAUUGCUUCUAGUGCCGAAGGACAACCCAAUUUUCUCACGAUAAACCCCCAUGACUUACUCUUCGACCCUGCGAUUACUGCUGAUGAUGUAGGACUACGCCCGGAGGUACCUGUCGAAGCACAGGUGGCAGAAGACGGUAAUGCAGAUACAACUUUAAUAGAAGGACUCGUUCAGGGAGACCUUGGGACAGCUAACCUGCCGUUUGAUGACUUCAUACACCACAAUGAUAGCCUGUACUCUUCUAACCUAGCGCUUCCAUAUGCAGAUUCACCCAUACAUCCACUUCCGCCUUCAGACAAUUUCCUUGACUUCUCAGGCCAGGUCAACAGUAUCGGACCAGGGCAAUGUACAGCAGCAAACAUGGAGACUGCCUUAGCGGACAAUGAAUGGCUGGCCCAGUGGGGUAUCACCAGCACGAGUACGGGUGCAUGCGAGACAAGCCUAACCGAAGAUACAGCCCCAGAGCCCUCGACGGGAACUGAUGCCGCUGGCAGCAAUAGUCUGAAGAGGAAGAGAGAUGAGUCCGAGAGUGAACAGUAG